This is a messenger RNA of Melospiza melodia melodia, 4867 nucleotides long. It is a transcript of the gene FGF2, whose product is annotated as fibroblast growth factor 2. Gene Ontology annotation, molecular function: growth factor activity; fibroblast growth factor receptor binding. The record is from RefSeq and is a predicted model, not a curated record. Gene Ontology annotation, cellular component: cytoplasm; nucleus. The transcript has 3 exons. Gene Ontology annotation, biological process: positive regulation of MAP kinase activity; lung development; positive regulation of endothelial cell migration. Bases 1 to 471 code for a protein of 156 amino acids. NCBI's taxonomy places the organism in Eukaryota, Metazoa, Chordata, Aves, Passeriformes, Passerellidae.
AUGGCGGCGGCGGCGGCGGCGGGGGGCAUCGCCACGCUGCCCGACGACGGCGGCAGCGGCGCCUUUCCCCCGGGGCACUUCAAGGACCCCAAGCGCCUGUACUGCAAGAACGGCGGCUUCUUCCUGCGCAUCAACCCCGACGGGAAGGUGGACGGCGUCCGCGAGAAGAGCGACCCGCACAUCAAGCUGCAGCUCCAGGCGGAGGAGCGAGGAGUGGUGUCCAUCAAAGGUGUCAGUGCCAAUCGCUUCCUGGCCAUGAAGGAGGAUGGCAGAUUGCUGGCCUUGAAAUACGCAACAGAAGAAUGUUUCUUUUUUGAACGUUUGGAAUCCAAUAACUACAACACUUACCGCUCACGGAAAUACUCGGAUUGGUACGUGGCACUGAAAAGAACUGGACAGUACAAACCCGGACCAAAAACUGGACCUGGACAGAAAGCUAUCCUUUUCCUUCCCAUGUCUGCUAAAAGCUGACUUCCACGGCAGAUUCUGAGCACUAGGGCCACACAGCACUAAAGAUGUCGCCUUUCCUACUCCUUUCUGAAGUAGCCAAAUAUAAGCAAUUAUUUGCUGAUAUUAUAACUACUUUUGCAGAUACCAGAUUAAACCAUGAAUGUUUCAUACUGUCUUUAUAUUGCUCUUUAAACCUGUUGUGCCAGUGUGCGUGGAGGUAAAAUGACUCGCAGAAUAUAUUUUCAGGAUCAGUAACACUUUUGUUUUCUUCUAGGUACCUAUGUAUUUACCUUAUGCUUGCUUUAUGGAGUAGAGGAGAACAAACCCGAUGCACACUCAUAGCAAUAAUUACCUUUAAAAAUAAUUUAUAUCUUAGCUUAUUAGAGAAUAAUUAUGUUCUAAUAAUUACCUAAAAAUAAGUCCACAGAUAACUAUAAUAUUCAACAUUGCAAUAAUUCUAAAUUAUUACUAUAGAGAAAUGUGAAAUGUAUUGCUAUCAUGUCAUGUUUCUGUAGGGCUCGGGCAGCUCCCUGUGGUAGAGCUUGUAGAACAGGCCUGUGUAGACAGCUGGGAACUCCCUCAUGGUUAUGUCAAUCCUAUCAAACCCUUCCCGGUACCCGAACAGUAAGAGCUUGGCCACGUUGCUGGUGAUGGGUGUGGUGUUUUCUGUCCUGGCCAGCUGCUCCAGGUCCAUCCACUCGCAGCGGAGGCACUCGUGCUGGCAGAAGCUGAUGCGGAAGGAGGUGGGCUCCAUGCGGCAGAUGAUGUACAUGUCUGACUUCCCGAAGGCUCCGGGGUGCUUGUGCUGCUGCCUGAUGCUUAGGAUGGACUUGAACUCUGACUUGAUGCCAGUCUCUUCAAAAACCUCUCGAACUGCUGUGUCUCCUGGGUGGAAAGAGCAAUCCUUGCAGUACAUCUGAGAGUACUCAGCAUCCUUAAACCUUUUGGAAAGGUGGAAAGCCUCUUACUCAGCAUGUUCUCUAUUCUCCUUCAAAAGGUUUUCAGAAUGUGGGUAUGUUUUUCCAACACAAGGAUAAGCUAAUAUUUUGAUUCCCAAACAACAGUAAUUGCUGUGUGCCUUUCCUGUGUAUAUCCUACAGAAUUACUUUGGUAAUGCUGUGCAGGGUGUGGUUUGUAAUGGACACUGAUGGCUGCUGGCUCCACUGAUCUGUUAAUCCAAGACAGCACUGCACUGUCUUUGCAGUCCUUUGGAUCCCCAUCCCUCUCUUUGCCCCUGCCCAGUCUCGGGUUCAGAUCCUGUGCAGCUGCACCUGUACUGAUGUCAGACCUCUUGAUCAGAUCAGUUUCACUGCACUUCACCCCAAGGGGUAACAAAAUGGGUGGAAUUCUUUUCAGAAAGUGAAAGUUGGUGCCAGAUCCUUUUCAAGAUGUACCGUAAGAGUCAGGUGACAUUUCAAAUACGCCACAGCACCUGUGCAGCCCGAGCCUGUUCUUGCAGGAAACAUGCUGUAAACAUGCUGCAUGUGUGCAUUCUGUGUGCCCCAGCCAGAGUGAGGUCAGUGCUAACAUUCCUCACCACAAACGCAGCAGGGUUUUUUAGGGUCUACAGGGUCUGUGUGCUGCAAUUACAGCCAGAGAACCACCCACCCAUCCAGGACUCCUCCAGAGAUAUUUUUCUCUUCAAUAACAAAUUGAAGAGUCCCUAAGAAGUUUGUUAAUAUUCCACUGAUUUCCUCAAAGUCUGCAGUUUUAUUGUAGUCAAAUCCUACUUGCGUGGGGUAAGUACUGGUAGGUUAAAUACUGGCUUUUCCCAAAUUAAUGUAACCUCCUGGUUGUCUCUGGUUUGAGUGGUCAAUGUCCAGAACUGUUGUGCAUGUUACCUGCUCCUGUUAGUUCACUUUCAGUAAGGAAUGUGUGCUAGCUUGCUUCUAAAAGCAAAUGCAUUUUAAAAGAUUUGUAGAGAUUCACCAUCCUGUGGAGGCUUGCAUCUUGCCAAGUCCGAGGGGAACAAAGCAGAUGAUUCAGGGGUAGUUUCAGAUAUUGGAAAUAGAAACUCCCUGUGGCAGGGGGCUACAGAAAUGAACUGAGAUCAUGAGGAACUGAGGCAGGCUUAAGAAACUUGCAGUAAUGAUGGAUUUCAUUUAAGCGUUGAGCUUUGCUUUCAGAUGAAGUGCCAUUUUCUGUUUCCCUUUUAUUUAAAUGUGAGUGUGUAUAUAUAUAUAUAAAUAUCUAAUGACAAUUAAACUAGAAGACUAGGGCUGGAGUUUCAGAAAUGUUCAGAUACAAAAAUGUGUGCACUUUGCUUAAUCUGCAUUAUGAAAUUGGUGUCACUUGCGUAAGUCAGUUUGCACUCAUUUUAGUAGGCAGCCAAGCAUAUCGCCACUUCAUGUAACUGAAGGAUUUUAAGCAAUGUAAUUGCAAUUUUUAAUUGUAAUUUAAAAUUUAGUCCCAUGAGUGACUUGUGUUUUAAGGUUUGAUGUAAGAAUGAAAAAGGAAAAUUAGGCUCUAUUAUACUUUAUGCUUGACUAAUUUAUAUCUUUUCGUAAUAUAAUAUGUGAUGCAGAGAAUCGUAACUUUUAUUAUUCUGUAGUUUAGAAGUGGCAGGAGGGAAGCUGUAGGACACUUUUGUCUUGGGUGGUUUUCAGUGCAGGCUCCAGCUAUAAUCUCACCUGUUCAGUGAGGGAUGGCUGCUGUUGUACUCAGUAGCAGUAUCACUCUGGGGAGUCCCACUGGAAUGCCACUACUGGUCAUUUGUUGUUUCCUUGAGUACAAAAGUCCUGCUGCUGCUGGCACUAGAAGUGAGAAGGAGCCUGCCUAGAUAAAGCCAUGGCAUUUGGGAUUCUUUUGAAAACAUGGAUCCUUUUCACCCUGUUACAUUACAUUGUCCAGCAAAUAUUUUGGAUUUCCAUCACCAGGUUUGACAGAAAGACUUAAAACAUGACUCACGAGUAACAAAAACCAAACUCAGCCCUAUCCUGACAACUAGCAACUUUCUCCAUGUAUUGAAAUAAUAAUUGGAAUACAAGCUCACCACACGUUGUAGGGAGACUGCUAAAUCAGGAGGUAUUUUUAAGGUACGGAACAGUCAGGAACCCUGGGCUUGACAGCCAGCUUAAGAAGUAACCAGCCUAUGGAUAAUGAUUUUAAGGGCUGAGAUACAAGGAGAAAAAACCCAGAUUUUCUCUUCAUAAACACCCAUGUUCAUUCACCUGUGAGGAUAAACUGCAGCAGUGUUCAUCAGCUGUGCUGUGUUGGAGAGAAAUGAGAAGUUUCCUCAAUCCAGCAUUGUUUCCUACCACAGGAGUGCUUCAUGUCCCUGUUGGGAGUAGGUGCCCACAAGACUGAGGCCCUGCACUUCACCCUGGCCCUGUGCCGAGGAGCUCUUGGUCCAAACGAAUCAAGUGAAGGGGGCGGAAGGAAGCAAGUGCAUUUAUUGGAAUGGAAAUUUUUCCUCAGUCCAUCCCUGAAGUCACUGCCCUGGAUUCCAGAGUGAGCUGAGAGCUCCCUGUUUCAGUUUUAUUUGGGCCAUAUAUGGAUUACCUUAAUCCUCUGCACCUCUGGCUCAUAUUGCAGCAUAUCUGACCAGCCUAAAAAAACUUAGCUGGCCUCAAGCACUCACUUAAAGAAAGUGUGGAAAAGAGUAGAUGUUACAAACACAAAACUUCUUUGUCCUGAACAUGCUACCCUGUUACCAUUAGGGUCCCAGGAUUGUGUCACUCCAUCUAUUCCCCAUUAAUUCAAGGAAACAAUCCAUCACAGGAGUAAUGUGGGUCAUGCUGUAUUUCAGUGGUGUUCAUGUCUUUGUAUUUCUGUUGAUGGCUGACCUGUUCUCAUAGGACUUACCAAUGUCUUCUCCUGGAUUAGACAGACCUCCUGGAAACUUCCAUGCGUUUAUAGUCUGUAUUGGAGGAAAAAUCCAUUAGUGAAGUAGUCAGCCUGUGUUGUACUCUUUAAUAAGAAGGAGACAAUUAACACAAAGUUUUUGUUUUUUUUUUUUUUGUUGAAGUUGCAGUAUUGUUAUUUUAUAAAUAUCAGUAAGUAGGAACUUGUUUGUUCCUGCUGACAGGAUGAUUAGAGACAGCUACAGUCUGUAUGAACAAUGGGAACAAAACACCUACUGAUUGAAAAUACAAACUGUCUAACAGUCAUUAGACAAUGUUGCUGCUAGAUAGAGUAGUUGAAUAUUUUUUUAAAAGCUGCUAUAGACUAUAUAAUCUUAUAUUUAAUCACUAAUGUAUUCUACUUCCAUUGUUUUGGCUUUUUAAAAUGUAUAUAUAUUUAAUCUUACAAGCAGGUAUUAUGAUUGUACUGUUCUAUACUGCACUGGCUUUAAGAUGUGUCUGUAAUGAUCAUUUAGUGUAACCUGUCAUUUUCAUGGAUACAAGAAAUGAGGGCUUGUGUGUGAUUUAUGUAUAGAAACAUUUAUUGACAAUAAAAUUCAAUAUUAAAACGUGAA